AUGGAAUCCAGCGAGGAUGUGGAGGUUCUGAGCAAAGCGAUCGAGAAGCUUCUCCAUGAGAAGAGGAAGAGAGAAGCUUCCGGUGACCCCUUCAUCGAAGACCACGACGAUCAGCUUUUGCUCUCUACCCUCAUCUCUCAGGUCUCUGAGUACUCUAUGAUUUCCAUGAUGAAAGACAGAAUAAGCCACCCAAUCAGAUCCAUCGGAGGUAUGCUUUCUGGGAUGUUCAAAGGUAAGAUUCGUCCUAUCAAAAGCCAGCUUCCAGAGACUUCCAAUUCCAAGGACCAAAAUAACCAUAACAAUACUGGUGGAGUUCAUAUCCAAGUUCCAGAGCUGUUGCAAGAAUUCGGCUUCGACAAUGAUGAAGAAUGA
This is a messenger RNA of Arabis nemorensis, 372 nucleotides long. Lineage: Eukaryota; Viridiplantae; Streptophyta; Magnoliopsida; Brassicales; Brassicaceae. The record is from the annotation of a GenBank genome assembly.